This is a messenger RNA of Gastrolobium bilobum, 1128 nucleotides long. RefSeq names its product WAT1-related protein At1g09380-like. The transcript is spliced from 7 exons. The record is from RefSeq and is a predicted model, not a curated record. Gene Ontology annotation, molecular function: transmembrane transporter activity. Gene Ontology annotation, cellular component: plasma membrane. The coding region runs from base 1 to 1128 and encodes 375 amino acids. NCBI's taxonomy places the organism in Eukaryota, Viridiplantae, Streptophyta, Magnoliopsida, Fabales, Fabaceae.
AUGGAGAGUAGCGUCGUCAUUCCAUUCUUAGCUAUGGUUCUUGUGCAAUUGAGCUAUGCAGGGAUGAAUAUUAUCUCGAAGUUUGCAUUACAAUCUGGCAUGAACCCUCUUGUUCUUGUUGCUUAUCGUCAAAUCUUUGCAACUCUAACCCUUGCUCCCUUCGCUUAUUGGUUGGAACGGAAAACGGUUCCCCGGAUCACAAUGCGCAUCGGUUUCCAGAUAUUAUUAUCUUCUUUAACAGGAAUUACAGGAAAUCAGGUACUGUACUUCGUGGGGCUAAAAUAUUCAACCCCUACAAUUGCAACUGCACUACUCAAUUUACUCCCAGCUUUCACUUUUGUCCUUGCAGUCCUCUUCAGACAAGAAUCUGUGAGAAUCAAGACGAGGGCCGGGCAAGCAAAGGUGUUAGGGACAGUCCUCAGCGUUAGUGGAGCACUGCUUUUAUCAUUUUACCAUGGAAAAACUCUCCAUCUAGGCGAGUCAAGUAUUCAUUGGAGUUAUGCAGACAAAAUGGAAGCAGCAACUUCUUCCGGUAGUGGAAGAACAAACUUGCUUCUAGGCCCUGUUGCCUUAAUUAUUAGUACUCUUAGUUGGGCAGUAUGGUUCAUAAUUCAAACAGACAUGAGCAAGAACUUUCGAGCUCCUUGUACGUGCAGCUUCUACAUGUGUUUGCUGGCAAGUAUUCAGUGCGUAGCCAUUGCAUUGUGUUUUGAACACAAGGUCUCAGCUUGGUCACUCCACAAUACUAUGGGACUUACCUCUGCACUUUAUGCGGGAAUUAUUAGCAGUGGACUAGUGUAUUUUCUCAUUUCAUGGACCAUUGAGAGGAAAGGUCCUCUCUAUGUCUCUGUAUUCACCCCUUUGCUGCUUGUCAUCAUUGCUGUUGUCAGCUGGGCUCUGCUUCACGAGAAAUUAUAUGUUGGCACUGCCGUAGGGUCUGUCCUGAUAGUUUUCGGGCUCUAUGCUGUUUUGUGGGGAAAGGGUAAAGAGAUGAAUAAGAAAGAUGAUAUUCAAGAGACAGUCACAGAAGCAAUCAAGGAUAAAGAACAGGAUGAGAUUAAUGACCUGGAAUUGCAAUCCUAUGAUCCUUCUAAUGGAAAUGGCAGCCAUGGGAUUCAAAAAAGAUGA